Messenger RNA from Pocillopora meandrina, 9277 nucleotides. NCBI's taxonomy places the organism in Eukaryota, Metazoa, Cnidaria, Anthozoa, Scleractinia, Pocilloporidae. The record is from the annotation of a GenBank genome assembly.
CGAAAUGCGAAUGUGAGUGAUUUGGUUGUUGCCAAGAUAAUCACUGAAGUUGCUCGUUUUGGAGGCUACAAAUAACGGGUUUAAUUCCCUUUUGAAAUGAAUAUAAAAAUUCAAUGAACCGUACGAUGGCGGAGUCAUCAUACUUGCAGCCUUUUGCGGAUCUCAUGAGGAUGUAGCAUGUUAAAGGGCGCUUAUUCGUAUCCUUUUGGGUGAUCGACAGUCGACUGCAUACGAAUUUUGUUUAGCUUUUUUGUUAAGGAAAAUAAUAACAUGGGUUUGAUUGAUUCCUUCCUCCUCUUUCGAAGUUUUCUGAAUAGGUAAUACAGAGGCGGGAAAAUUACGAUUUUAUUCCUUGUUCGUUUGACAGUUGUGAGAUAACGUUCACAUGUAACAUUUGCACUGAGAUCUAAUGUUUAAGCUGAUUUGUUACCACUCUAUAAAUCGGCUUCUUCGCGUCUUUCAGAGAUGAAUUGAAAUUAUGGCAUUGGUAUAUAUUGUAAGGGUAGUUUUUUAAUCUAAUUAGAUACUCUCGUAGCUUUCAGAUGCAUAGUUGACCUAUUAGCGUACCUUCGGUGUCAGCAGACCUUUGCCUAUCGUACAUAAUUAAACCUGUAAAUUCAUUCUGACAACAUACGAGGAAAAAUAAGUAGUGAGGGGCAAAUCGUCUGGCAAAGAAAAGUUCCUUUUUCACCUACAUAUGCUUGACCAAAAACAACGCAGCUCUUAUUUCAAACAGUAAUUAUUGUCACUCUUUCUCCCUUGAAGGUAAAAUUAAAACAGAAAGCUUGUAAUCAAAUAGUUGCUAUUUUUACAGUUUUUGAUGUAUACAAAGUGCUCUCUCUGUCUGAAUUUCUCUGAAGGUAGGAAUUAGAAGGAAUUUAGAGAUUGAGAUGCCCAUUAACAACUUUUCAGAUGAAACUCUGUGAAUGGUUAAGCAAUUUUUCUCGUUAAGUUUAACAAACAGGAAAGCACCUAGUGCAAAAAAUGCGUUCCACAGUGGAUUCUAAUAGUGACACUUUGUAAUCGGAGGACUCUGCGACAUUUUGUGUGAUUUUCUGUUGUAUCAUUUUAGGUCACAAGUCUGCUUUGUUUGCAUUGACUGAUACAGAUAAUUAUUCAUCAAAAUUUACACCCAUUAACAAUUAAUAGCUUAAGAUGAUGAUCUUUUGUGUUCAUCACCACAGCCAUACUGUUAUUGGUUUUAAUAACUAAAAAUCACAACUCAAAGACUUGUAGUAUUCUGUUAAGCAGUUAUUUGGUACUACACAGUAAGUCUUAUUUCUGUGGCUUUCAAGCACCAAUUCCACUUUUGUUGCAUUGAUUUGAUUUUCUUGUUCCACUACAGCAAAUUGAAAAUGCUGUACUACUGGUUAGUAUAAUUAUAAUAAUAACAUAUUAGGUUACCAAGCUUUCAGACACACAACAUUUGAUAUUUAGUCUGAUGAUAAGGUCAUUUUAUAAUAAGUUGGUUAACAUGUCUGCGUUUAAGUCUAACUUUUGUGUGCGCGUAUUUUAUUUUAUAAGACAACAAUCUUUGUAUUGUGUAGAAAAACUGCUGUAACUUUGUCCUAUUUUAAAUUAUGGUACUAAUUUUGUCAAACAGUGCCCAAGGAUUGAGCAUUUUUUAACAAAAUUAACAUUGCAACUUAUUAAGAACUUCUCUCAAGAUCUAAUUUUUUAUUUUGUAAUUUUGAACUGGAAAAAAAUUGUGUGAAAUGAAUAGGGAUACAUCAAAGGAAAUGUGACAUAAUUAUUGUACUUUACAAUUGUUACACUUUGUUUUCACUCUCAAUUCUUCCAAUCAUGAAAAAAAUGAAUGAGGAAUAUAGGUUGGAACUGUUUCUAUUUUUCUUGACCUUAUAAUGAAUGAUCAAGGAAGAAUUUCUUCAACACUUUUUAUUACUCAUUGACUUUAUACAAUUAGGAGAACAACAAUUGUCAGUAGUUUCAUUUAAUAUUUACAUGUAGUGGUGUUUUUGCAUGGCAUGUUUUCUUUGACAAUUGUGUAGUGACAAAUUUAAAAGCAUCCAGAAAGAGCGAUUGGAAAAAUUUAAAGAAGAACAAAAGGAUUCUUUGAAAUCAAGAAGUGACAGGGCCAAGGAGCUUUCAAAGGAAACCAAUCGUAGGAGAAAGUAAGAAGACUUGAAGUUUAUUCUCAAGGGUUGUUUGUGGAACAAAUUAAUUUAUUUAUAAUACUGACAAUAUUGCAUCACUCACUAGAUAGUGCUGUGACUACAGGGGGAAAUGUCAUCAGUGUUACUGCAAUUAUUUCACUAAAAAUACUGCAUUAAGUUUAGAUAAUAAGAACUAUAGAGAAUAUUCACAGUGAUGUUAGAUUGUUAAGGAUUAUUGAAGAUGUAGUUUUUUUACAUGAUUUAAAUCUCACAAGUACACCAUCACCAUGUUUUGGUGUGACCUUUUUGUGUUGAAGCUCAUGCUUUCCUUCAUGUUUUCAUUUUGAAAAACAAAGCUUCUUAAUGGUUUAUGAUAAAAAUAGAUAAAUGUGUCACUGAAGGGUGUUCUGAUUGGAGCAUAAAAGUUUUUAGGGCAUGUUGUUAAAUGAUGAAUAUGAAUUCUCCAUAGAGCUCUUGAGGAUAGGAAAAAGGAACUGCAAAACCAUGAGGAACAAUUAAGAGACAAAGUCUUGUCAAAGAGGAAACAGGAUCAGCAAGAGGCAACACAGAGAUUCCAAAAGGACUCUUUACAAAAGAAGGCACUAAAACAACAUGAUCUUGUGAAUGGACCUAAUACAGGUACACCUAGCAAUAGAAGUUUAAUGUAACUGAUUAGUUAUAGAGUGAGGAAGACAUUCCAGAAGUCUUGGUAGGUUCUGGGAAUCCUGUUGUGGGUCAUAAAUUUGUUUCUAGUCCCUUGUUUUGGGUUACCACCAAUUGCAGUCACAAGAGGAUUGGAAAGAAGAGGAGAGGCUAUGAACUCUUGUUAUAGGUGCUCCUAUAACCCUUUUAGCUGUAAAGUGACUACAUCUAAUUUCUCCUUACAGUCAAGCUUUGAAGAAGCUCUUGAUUGUCAAGCGAGUUUUCUUGUCAGCACCUUAAGAGAUGUAUAGAGAACAGUAUGGAGAAUAUGCAUACUGAUGUUAGGGUGCAAAGGGUGAAUGAUAACUAAACCCAAAGUCCUUAUAGGGUGAUGUCAAUUCAUGUACCUGUAUUAGUCACUGUUAUAUCUUAGCUGUAAUAUUUUUUCAUCAGAGCCAGUUUCGGUAGUUCGUGAUGGUUACCAUGUUGUCCGGGGCCACUUGGUAGAAGUGAAGGAUGGAAAGCAAGUGCCACAUAGUGCUUCAUUAGGAUCAAAAAGACUUCAAGAAGAUGGAUUAGGAGUUUGGGGUAAUGAAAUGCCAGACAAUUACGAUUUUGAAAGGACAUACAAAGAUUUUUCAUACAAUAAUGCAAAUAGUGGAAUCCUGUAUGCAAUGAAUGAAGAUAAGCUGUAUUCAACAGAGCCAGUGUUUGAUACUUACCCAGUACAGCCGCUAUAUUAUGCAACUGAUGGAACGGAAAAUGGGCCUGUUAAUGAUUCGUGGACAUUAGCACAACAAGAAAAGUUUCGAGCUGAUGCCAUCGCCAAAAGUGGACCGAAGCUGGCUUUUAUCAAGGACGAAUCUCAAAGGGACACUCCUGAAGGGGCUUUGCCAUGCAUCAUGGGCAGGGACUCACCAGCAGGGAGCCUCACUAGCUUAGAUAGCUUAGACGAAGUCCCUCAGGUUGCAGGGUCUGGAACAGGGAGGGAAUUGGGAACCUCUUCUAAGACCAGUAUAAUGGCCAAAAGAAAUAAAGAAGUCAAAUCUGCUGGUAAGAGAAGAGUCACUUUUUCUGAUAGCAUUGAAUUUGAUGAUGGUGUUACUGGUCAGCUUGUUACAGAGGAGAAACAAAGUACCAAAGUAUACACUAUGUUGUAUGCUAGAAAUGCCAACAAUUUUUACAACUCGUCAGUAUCAAAUUCUUCAUCAUCAGCUGGACAAUCGAGCACAAAUCACAAAGGACACAAGUCGUCAGGGACGCAUGUAACAUCUGUGUCUGAAAAGCGAACAGAACAAAAUCCCGUUAGUUCAGCUCCCACUUUCAUCAAAACCUUCGGGAAGGAUUCCUCUGGGGUAGCUACCUCUGGUAGAGACUCGUCUGUGGUAACUGUUACUCACUGUGACCACCCAAGACCUAAACCAGUGCCUGUGGAAACUCAAGCAAAUACACCCGACAAAAUGCAGGUUCAAGUUUCUUCCAUUCACGAAGUGAAUAGUUUAAAAGACUUAGGGGAACCCAGUCAUUUAGGUGAUGCUGUGAGUGAUUCAGAGCUAAACGACAGUCUGGAGGUUGUUAAUGAUAGCUUAGAUGUUGAAACUGAUCGAGUAGAGAAUGUACCUGGACUGAAAGAUGAAGAAGACAAAACAUACCCAGUAAGCAGUUCAGGAAACUGGACUUCUUCUUUCUCGACAUCGAUGGUGAAAGAUUCUUUACAAAGGUUCGUGGGAAGCACAGCGGAAAUCCCCCCUGAAUCCCCCCCUGAAGAAUAUACUGAAAAGUUUCCGUCCAACGAGAAUCGUGUGGCAGAGGAGUUACCUGUUCAAUCGGAGCCAGUGCAUGUAACCGCGUCACCAGUUGUCACAUCGGAACAUCAGUAUCACAGUCCAUUCUACAACACUGCAGUUUCUUCUAUAACAACUUAUCCCUACUAUCACCGUCUUAACCCACAGGUUGCCAGUGGUGUACAAUUUCCUGCCCAAGGAACAUUCCAUCCCAGUUUCCCUUACCCUUUUUAUACCACUGCAGGCUCUACGUUAAUGGGAGAAACCGAGCAGCAUGGAAUCGAAAAUACACCUGCUCCAAUAACUUCGUACAGAACUACAACAAACUUUGGUAAUGUUCAACAGGCUCUCAACUCAAGUGACCAUCAGAGGAGAUCUGCUUCGGAACCCGUUGUUCCUUCAUCAACGGUUACUCACACAGCAAACAUGGGCCAUGCAGUUAGCAGUCAAACCUCUGAGACCCCGAAAAGGCCUCCUAGCACUCAGUCGGUUGUAAACAGCAACGAAGCCGAUAAAAUGUCAUUGUCCCCCAACAAGCUCUCAUCGUCACCUUCAUCCACAGCAUCAACAUACUCUUCGGGUGUUAAAUCUACUAGAUCUUUUAUUCCCCGGCCUCCUUCCACGAAGAAAUCUGGCAGAAGUAGACUUCAUCCAGGUGGUCUUCACAGAAAGGAAGCUUCUACUCGUCCAGGGAAGGGAAUCAAUAACCACACUGUUGUCUCAGAUAGGAGUCAAGCUGGACGGAAUUUGAAGGCAAGUGCGAAUCACAGGAAUAGCCCAGAAGAAAGGGCAACUGAACAGCAAAACUUGGGAACCAAAAGAUCAGAGAGUAAGAAUGGAAAAGAGAAGGCCCAUUUCAAACAGCCAAAUAACAGCGAUAAACACAACGCUUCCGAUCAGGACGGUAUCAUGGAGAGCAUUAAACGUAACAUGGAGAUGAUGAAUAUCAGAACGAGGACUACAGCUGCUCAAGAACAGCACCAACGAAUUCUUAAUUCGCUGAGGGUGGAGUUUGGUGGUGGCAGGAAGGUGCAGCAGGAGUCUGUGCACUAUGGUAUGGAGGCUCAUGAGGAUUUGAUGAAUGCAGUUAAGCAUCACGCCAACACACAGGAUGCAACCAGUCGAAAAAUUCACCAUCCUCGAGUGGGAUCCGCUGGAUCACGAAAUGGUGCAAGACCUUCAGCUGGUGCAAGCGUCAAGCUGGAUCUUGUUGAUGAUGCUAGUCACCCAGCAGGUUUUGAUGGGUAUCCCAACAGAGGUAAAGCAGAUAUGAAGAAGACCGCGCCUUUCCAAACAGUAUCCAGUGAGGCAACGAAAGGAAUGGUACGGAAGUCUUCGUCUGACUCGGUAACGAAUCAUCAGUUCACUAACGAAGACAGACGGUUUGAAUAUCAUGUGUCAACAGUCGGUCAGCCAACAAGUACAAUUAUAACAAGCCAAGAACGCGAAGGUCCGUUGCAGGCGAGAACUAGUACACGUUAUGAACGAGAUGACAUGAGCAUGAAGAGGUCUGUAUCACUGGAUAAGACACCCACGGAUGAAGAAAUCAAUCACCUCUGGGCCCAUGUUCGGUCGUACCUCCACGGUGGGAAUACUAAGUCCGUCGGCUCAGACUCGUGUGUCAACAAAGUUGACGUGCGGCGUUCCCGUACUCGCUCCAGCUCGACGCGGCAAGUCCACAAUCCACCAGCUGUCCCACAGCAUAAUCAAGGAGGCAGCAGACAGCCAAAUGGUCAACACCUCGGGGUCCCUCCGCAGACUGGGGGCAGUACACUGGGAGGUCUUCGGCGCUACGGCUCUCAUGAGGUUCUUAGGAGGGACAGCUCUUCUGACAGUCUAUCGUUGAAGAGGUCACCGCUGUUGCAACAUCGUGCUUCAAGAGGCAGACGCCCACAGAUCCACGUUCAUGGCCAAAAUGGCCGACCACCAUUGCCGAGACCGUACGAGUAUAAUCCGUCGCCAAGCCAGGCGGGUCCUACAGCUUCAAUCUCAUGUAGAGGUAUAGGUAUUAAAGUUCUAAGCGGAUGCUUUUGCUUUCUCUCUCUCUUUCUCUCUUUCAUUUGCUUGUAGUAUGGCUAAAUGGAAUUCGAUAAUCUCUCAAGCGUCAGUGGGUGCAUGAGAGCCACUGCUAUUCGGACUGCGGAAGGGUGAGAACUCCAGCUCCAAAACACCUUGACCUGAUUUGUUUCAUUGCGUGUUUCUUUGUAGUUCCUGGUCCGCAACCAUUAUCGCCGGCUGAGAUGCAAGCUGUUAUGAUGGCGUCUGAGAAAGAAAUGUUUAACAAUCAUCAACAAAAUGCCUUCGCCGAUAUUUCUCCACAUCAGCAGUAUCAAGCAAUGAUGAACGGCUUAACAGGUCAGUUCCUGGUCCGUCUGCUUGAAUGUUUCGUGAUAAGAUUUUUCUUUGGCUCUGACCAACUCUCGAAAUGGCUCUGUACUGUAAAAAUGCUAAUUGGUGUUAAUAGCUGUCAUGCUCUUUCAAAACUGAAGAAUUGACAUUUCUAUGAUAUUCAAUAGCUGUAAUUUUGCGCUUUUUUCCUUCGUGUUUUAUGUAGGUCCUAGUGCUCUUUCAUUGGAGGAACAAAGGUUGUUGCAGUCUUUGGAUCGAUUAAAUGAAAGGCUUAAAGGUAUCAGAACUAUUCACUUCGUGCCUUUAUGUUUUGAUUAGAAAUAAAGGGGGUAAGUUUCUAGAGAAACUGUGGGGCUGCGUCGGUGGGAGAGCACCUCAGAGUAAUUUAGUAUUAUCAACUGAGUUGAUAACGUGAAUUGACCACGGUAAAGAGUUUCAAAGCUGACGUUUCGAGCGUUAGCCCGUCGUCAGGGUGAAAGGCUAACGUCAAACGUUCUGACGAAGGGCUAACGCUCGAAACGUCAGCUUUGAAACUCUUUACGGUGGCUUAUUUACGUUAUCAACUCAGUCGAUAAUACUAAAUUGCCUACCUUCGACUAGAAAGUUUGGUUGAUGACAUCUCUGCGUUCUAGUCAAGGUUUCACAUAGCGCCUGUUUCCUCUGUUAGACUGUCCCAGCAAAUCUACCAGUGAUGUUAACACUACUAAAGACCUCUUCCUUGACCACAAAGGAGGCAUAUCAUGAUAUUUCGCGUUGUUUAUCCCUAAAAAAAAAAAACUACGCUCAUCUUGCAUGAAGUAGUCCAGAACAUAUCAACGUGUAAACAACAAAAACAACAAAAUAUAAAUGGUUAGAUAUAAUUUAUGAAGUAUAAGAAUGGUAGGUGGUCGUAAAAUACAAAAAAAUACUACAGAGGAGAAGGAAAAAACGUAGAAGGAAUAGUGUUAAAUUGAGAUCAGGAAGAUUUAAACGGGUGCAAAUCAAUAACUUGAAAAAUUGAAAUAAAAUGUCACAAUAUCAGGGCUGUGAUUUAGCGUUCUCAUCUUACUCCUUAAAAUGUUGAGAUUCAAAUUUGACCUUUAAUUUAUUUGAUUUAUGUAAAGCUCAAGAAGAAGUCACAAAAGCCAUUACUCAGAAACCCAGGAUGAACGACAGUGGUUUUCGAAGGCCACAACAGGUAUCUCAUUAACUGGUCAUCCAAAAAAAAAAGUGCUGGCUCUUUUCGGCCAAAAUCGUGGGCUUUCUUUAUCGCGCAGUUUCAAGAAGAGCUAUGUCCUUUACUGAGAAAUAGAGUCGGUCAUGAGCACCAAUAGAAUUGGAAUGAAGACUUCGAGUAGAAUUUUGAUUAUACAUGAAAACUGGCGUUAGUUACUGUUACAUAAGUCAGCUCCUCAGUGAGUUGCAUUUGGUUCAGUUCAUAAAUCAUCUGACUGCGAAAUCGGAUCUAGUGAUUGUCUAGUUAUUGAAGACUCAGAUUUCUUUGGUCUGAUUCUCUUGUAGUUUCGAUUUCUGCUUUUUUCUCGAGUUCGCUCUGUGAUCCUUCUUUGGAUGUGAGCAUGUCACUAACGUUUUACCAGAUUGUUGCACAUCACUAAUCAGCUGGACUUCAUGAAUAUUUCCUUCCAUAGACUGUCAUCGUGAAACACAUUUCUAUUCUACCUUUAUUUAUCAUCGUCAAUCAAUCUUUUUCAGAGUGCUCCUGGUUCAGGGAUAAGAGGAACAGGGACUAAACAGAAUUCUUCAGCCAGAAACUUCCUACAUACGAGAUGAUAUACAGAGAAACCUAGUUAGUCUCGUGAAUCACGGCCCACUUGAUAAGUCGCGAAGGAAGAUAACAUUCCAAUACGGAGGGGGCCACAGAUCGCACGAAAUGAAACAGGAUGGAAGAACCUUUAUUAAAUAAUUACCACUCUCUCCCCCCCCUUCCUCUCUCCCCUCCCCCCCUCCUCUCUCCCCUCUUCCACGUCAGCCCUAGUUACCUUACAUUCUCUCAGGACCCCCUUCAUAGUGGUGGGCAUGAUUUGUUAUUCCUUUAAGUGAAUGCAAAGAAGCAUAAGACUGAAAAUUCUAUCUGUUUAAACAUGUUUUCUUGGCUAGAAAGGCUAAGUUACAUGCAUAUAAAAGAAGGGUAAUUCGACCCGUCAUUUAUGAUAGAAGUCUGUACACAUAAAGGAUGUAAGAAAAAAAACGCUACCUUUGCUCAUUCAGUGCUGUUAGCAACAGAUCCUUUUUCAUUCGUCCUCCUUGGUUUUCAAAGGAGGUGUGGUGUAAUCAGUCGAGAAGUAUUUCUUUUCUCAUCAUGAGCGCUUUCUACCAGAGAUGGCUUUUUCGUAUUAUUUCACGCAUUGUAAAAAUUGUAUAGCGACUAAAAACUCCAAAGUGAGUUAU